CCUACUGGAAGUGGAAAUGAUUACAGUACGAGUACUGUUGCACACUUUUACAUUAGUGGAAUUUUUUGCUAGAACUGAUACUGCCAUGUAGUACUUUAUCCUUUCCUUUCUACGAAUAAUCCUUAAGAAUCCCUUACUCGAUUAGCUCUCUGCGGUUUACGAACCAGCAUUCCGUUUCGGUUGGUUGAUCGAGAAUGUAAAAAUCAUUAGGAAAGGUCAUGGUUUUCCAAAUUUUCUACCGCAUGCUGCACAUUUCAACGUCACUAAAGGAGAAAAUUAUUGCUUAAACUUCAGCGUCCAUGAAUUUCCCAGCAGACCGUGAUGCAAACGGGAUCGACAUGCAUAUGAACUCCAUUUCCUCAAGCGAAAUCCAAUCUGCUACGGCACUAUCCCCAAGAAAAUCGUCUUCGGACAGCGCAACGGAGUUGGAAGUGGGUGGAAAGCCCGAACACUGGAAAGAGCAGUCCCAAGAAUCGUUCCUCGCCUCGUUUGCCAGCAAGAAGCCAUCAUCUGAAGAGUCGAUCAAAGCGCGCAGCUCUGGCAGUGGUGAGCAAACCGAUGCGGGCAGCGAGUCAUCACUAAGCUCGCAGAGUGACGAUGGCGAGGUCACCGAGGAGCAUAUCCGACAGAUUAGAUCGAUCAGAGAGAAACUGCUGGAUGAUAUGGAAAAAAUGAAGCUUUAUCCAUUAAAAGAUCUUCCGUCGGAUGAACGACACAUGCUAACCGGAGUGGAGUAUCUCGAUCGCACACUUGGUCAGGUUUUAGCUCAAGGACUGGGGGAAAUUAUCAAGCGCAAACCAGCUAAUCCUGUUGAAUUCUUAGCGGCAUACCUGCUAGCCGAUCAAGCUCGUAUUGACAAUUUGCAAAGCGAUAUUUCUCACGUAUCCAGAGAUAAUGACACCGAUGAUAACGACUAACGGUCAACCAAAUACGAUAUCUUUAAGAACAACGCAUCUCCCAGUUAAAUGUCGUGCCUAAUUAGAAUCGGCUUUAUUAGAUUUCUGAAAAAAAAGCCAAAGAGCAAAGGAACCUCUCAUUAAAGAAAUCAUAGACGCCUUAAAGAAAUCGAAUUACAAAA
Molecule: messenger RNA, 1078 nt
Organism: Paramacrobiotus metropolitanus
Lineage: Eukaryota; Metazoa; Tardigrada; Eutardigrada; Parachela; Macrobiotidae
Exons: 2
Coding region: 300-917 (205 amino acids)
Cellular component (GO): Set1C/COMPASS complex
Source: RefSeq, a predicted model, not a curated record